AUGGGAAUCGAUGAGGAACGUGUUCUUCGCUUAGCACAGGAAGGUAAUCGUAAACGCGUGUUGCGAGCUCGUAAUAAGAAUCAACUACAAGAUCGGCAAAUAAACGAACCAAAUGACAACGAACAUAUUCAAAGAGAGGAUGAUAAUAGAUACAUGCACGUCAGAUCAACAACGUCUACUACUAUUAGCGAGGACGAUCACAAAGUAUUGCAGAAAUUUCAUCAGAUUUCACAUGUAUUCACCAAAAUGGAUCACACUAUUUGGUUCCAAACACCAAAUAAUGCUAAUGUUGGAGAAAGUGCCCAUGCGAAUAUAAACUGUGAUGGUCGUGACAUUUCCCUUCUUUCUGGAAUUGAUUCCUAUCGAAAUAAGUCAGACCUGUUUCAAUCAAUUCAAGUCGAACAAAGAUCAGCAUCUACGACUAUAUCUACAACUUUAACGCCUAUUACUCAAAAUUCAAAUUUUCACUGGACAAAUUUAACUCUAUAUAGACAUCCCGAUUAA
Rhizophagus irregularis DAOM 181602=DAOM 197198 is the source of this 504-nucleotide messenger RNA. The record is from RefSeq and is a predicted model, not a curated record. NCBI's taxonomy places the organism in Eukaryota, Fungi, Glomeromycota, Glomeromycetes, Glomerales, Glomeraceae.